AUUAAGUCGCUGGAAGCCAAUUCCCCACCACCCACAAAACCGCUGGCCCUAAAUCCCUUCUCUCUCUCCUCUCUCUCUCUCUCACAGUUUUAUUUUUUGCUUUUGAAAAAAAGCUAAAAGAAACACCGAGGAAGAAUCACAAACCCUAGAAAUUACGCAGAAAAAGAGGGUUUUCCGAUCCAAAAUGACGCAAUAGCCCUCCCCUCUGCUUUGAAUUGCACACCUUUUGAGUUUGCUCGGGUUAUUUCUCUCGCUGGUUAAGGUAAGGCCCGAGAAGGUCCAGAUAUAUUUCAUUUUUCACGUCUGAUCCGGAGUGUGUCUGUUUGGUUGCCGAGAAAGUUGAGUGCCUUGAUUGCUAACCCUUCGCUCUGACUGAAUUGUCAUCAUGGUCGCCACUGCUGCUACUUCGUCGAUCUUUCCAAUUCCUUCUCCAAACCAAGACUCUGGUGCCAAAAAUGCCAAGCUUGGACCUGGGUCUGCCGGUUUAGGACUCAAAUCUAAGUCUGCGUCGGGCAGUUUGCAGGUAAAGGCAAAUGCUCAAGCCCCUUCAAAGAUAAAUGGCACUAGCGUUGGUUUGGCAACUGUUGAAAGUGGGAAGAAUGGGGAUGAGAUGUCAUCCCCUCCUGCACGGACUUUCAUUAACCAAUUACCUGAUUGGAGUGUGCUCCUUGCUGCUAUUACCACAAUCUUCUUGGCUGCAGAGAAGCAAUGGACGAUGCUUGAUUGGAAACCCAAGCGGCCUGACAUGCUUAUUGACCCAUUUGGUUUAGGAAGAAUUGUUCAGGAUGGUCUUGUCUUCCGCCAGAACUUCUCAAUUAGAUCAUAUGAAAUAGGUGCUGAUCGUACGGCUUCAAUAGAGACGUUAAUGAAUCAUUUACAGGAAACAGCACUUAAUCAUGUUAAGACUGCUGGGCUUCUGGGAGAUGGCUUUGGUUCAACACCAGAGAUGUCAGUAAGGAACCUGAUAUGGGUGGUGACUAAAAUGCAGGUUGUAGUAGACCGCUAUCCUACUUGGGGUGACGUUGUUCAAGUUGACACUUGGGUUAGUGCCUCUGGGAAGAAUGGUAUGCGUCGCGAUUGGAUCCUCCAGGAUUGCAAAACUGGCCAAAUUUUAACAAGAGCCACUAGUGUGUGGGUGAUGAUGAAUAAGCUGACGAGGAGAUUAUCCAAAAUUCCUGAUGAAGUUCGAGGUGAAAUAGAGCCAUUUUUUAUGAAUUCUCCUCCUGUUGUGGAGGAGGACAGCAGGAAACUGCUGAAACUUGACGACAAGACAGCGGACUUUGUUCGCACUGGUUUAACUCCUAGGUGGAGUGAUUUAGAUAUCAACCAGCAUGUUAAUAAUGUGAAGUACAUUGGCUGGAUCCUUGAGAGUGCUCCCUUGCCAAUCUUGGAGAGUCACGAGCUUUCUUCUUUGACUCUGGAGUAUAGAAGGGAGUGUGGGCGGGACAGUGUGCUUCAGUCCCUGACUGCAGUCUCAGGUGCUGAUAUAGGCAAUUUGGGAAGCAAUGGCGGCGUUGAGUGCCAGCACUUGCUCCAACUUGAGGAAGGAGCUGAGAUUGUAAGGGGAAGGACCGAGUGGAGGCCCAAAUAUGCCAACAAUCUUGGGAUUGUGGGUCAGCUUCCGGCAGAAAGCGCUUAGCAAAAUAUUUGGGUUCUUUUAAGGCUGGAUGGAUCGUCCUUAGUCUCCUCGCCGUGUGCCCAUUGCUUCUGUAGAAUCCUGCUCGUGUUUCUCGGAUUUAUAUAUGUUUCUUCUUUCUCUCUCUCUCUCUCUAUAUAUAUAUAUAUAUAUAUAAUUUAUAUAUAUUCUCUCUCCCAUCUGUCAUCAUUCGAAAAAGAUAAAAUGUAGUCCCGUUGUAAUUAGCCAUUGUGUUCUCUUCUCUCUUUCUCUCUCUCUCUGUCCCCCUCCCCCUCCUCCCUGGCCCCUGGU
This is a messenger RNA of Prunus avium (sweet cherry), 1927 nucleotides long. RefSeq names its product fatty acyl-ACP thioesterases B (gene FATB). Gene Ontology annotation, biological process: fatty acid biosynthetic process. The record is from RefSeq and is a predicted model, not a curated record. Lineage: Eukaryota; Viridiplantae; Streptophyta; Magnoliopsida; Rosales; Rosaceae. Gene Ontology annotation, molecular function: acyl carrier activity; fatty acyl-[ACP] hydrolase activity.